ACACUCGUCCGAAAUCCGUAAUGGCAGCUACAUACGCCUGGUUCUUGCUGCUCUGCCUGGGAGGCUGCGGCCUGUGCGAGGCUGCAAUCCGACCAGCUUUGGAUGCGCCUGGCAAUGGAGCAGUUGGACCCGUGGGACCGCCACCGAACCUGGCCCAGGAUCUAAUGGAUAUCUUUAACCUAAUACAGUUCAAGCCCAUGAAUCAAUUGUUUGUGCGCUAUCUGCUCAACGAUGCCCAGUUCCAGGCGUUUGUACGCAUUCUGAACAGUAAUGCGGGCUUCAUGGCACACUGGCGCCUGCUGGCCCAGCCGGAGGUUGUGCUCUUCCGGCAAUGGGUCAACCAGCAGCUGUUGGCCUCGAGUGGCAAAUUCGAGAUGGAGGAGCUCGAGGUGUGCAUGACGCUGGUCAAUCGCUAUCCCUACUUGUCGGGCACCGUCUACGGCUGGCAGGGAUUCCUUAACGAGCUGGAGAUGUACUUUCCGCGCUACGCCAUUAGCGCCCAUAUCCAGGCCAAGGUGCAACUGAUGGGCAUUUUCGCGCAGUUCUAUCAGCGUCUGGGCGCCCUGAAGGUCGUCUACGAUCGUUGGGUGGCCCUGCCCGCCACACAGGCGGUGCUCGCCCAGCUUCAGGCGGAGGGGAUAGACACCACACAGCUGGAUACCAUAAUCCGUGAACUGUUUGGCUGGCAGGCUACCAACGGAACAGCUACGACCCUGCCCUCGCCCACGCCCACUGUGCCGUCUGGCGCUGUCGUCAUGCCUGGAGGCUCACUAAUCCUCUAACUAAAAUGGCCCAUGUCCAUAUGUAUAUUUCUAUUUGUACAUCAAUAUAUGUGAACAUAUGUACUUACCCAAAAAAUUGCAUCCAAUAGUA
This is a messenger RNA of Drosophila virilis, 873 nucleotides long. RefSeq lists its product as uncharacterized. NCBI's taxonomy places the organism in Eukaryota, Metazoa, Arthropoda, Insecta, Diptera, Drosophilidae. The record is from RefSeq and is a predicted model, not a curated record.